AUGUAUAUAACCAAAAUGACAGAGGAAAGCGGGCCGGGAAUGAAAGUGAUACUAAUGGAUAAGGAGACGACAAGUAUAGUCAGCAUGGUGUUUAGCCAGUCUGAAAUUCUGCAAAAAGAAGUUUACCUGUUUGAAAGAAUAGACAGUGUGACCAAAUGGGACAAUUUAAAACACAUGAAAUGCAUAGUCUUCCUGCGUCCUACCUCUGAGAACUUGGCAUUAUUUUGCCGAGAGCUGAGAUGCCCUAAAUAUGGAGUCUAUUAUGUUUAUUUCAGCAAUGUUAUAUCAAAGUCAGACGUAAAGACUCUGGCAGAAUGUGACCAGCAGGAAUCUGUGAGAGAGGUACAAGAAGUCUUUGCAGAUUAUUUAGCUGUGGAUCGUCAUCUUUUCUCUUUCAAUAUACCCGCCUGUUUACAUGGUACGUCAUGGAAUCAGCAACACCUUCAGCGAUGUUCCCAAGGCUUGCUUGCUCUGUUUUUGUCCUUAAAGAAACGUCCCAUCAUUAGAUACGCCACAGGGUCUACGGUCUGCUCUCGUCUUGCUGAACGCGUGAAGGAGCUCGUGAGACGCGAGGCUGCGCUCAUGGAUAACAACAUACCAUACGCCGACGUGUCUCCUCAGCUACUAAUAUUGGACAGGCGAGACGACCCUGUGACGCCGUUAUUACAUCAGUGGACAUACCAGGCCAUGGUGCACGAACUUCUCACGAUCAACAAUAAUCGUGUGAGUCUGGCACACGUACCCGAAGUACAUAAAGAUUUGAGGGAAGUGGUUUUAUCUGCUGAACAGGAUGACUUCUACGCUAAGAAUCUAUACUCGAACUUUGGAGAGAUCGGGCAGACAAUCAAAUCUCUGAUGGACGAGUUCCAGAAAAAGGCCAAGAGUCAGCAGAAAGUGGAGAGCAUCGCCGAUAUGAAGAACUUUGUUGAGACCUAUCCUCUUUUUAAGAAAAUGUGCGGAACAGUUACCAAGCACGUGACGGUGGUGGGCGAGCUGUCUGCCAACGUGGCCCGACAUGAGCUGCUGCAAGUAUCCGAACUGGAGCAAGAGUUGGCAUGUCAGACUGACCACGCUAAGCAUUUGCAGCGAGUGAAGGCUCUCCUAGGCAACGAGAAAGUGCGAAUCGACGAUCUAGUAAAGUUGGUCGCCUUGUACGCCUUGCGUUACGAGAAACAUUCGAAUAACGCUCUGGCGUCGCUGGUGGACACGUUGCGCGCGCGGGGGGGCGAGGCAGCCGCGCGGGCGGCGGUGCUCGUCUUGGAGUAUGCCGGAGCGCAUUCUAGGCAGAGCGACUUGUUCGGAUUGCAGGAUGCGGCUAAAAUAACUAAGAGGUUCUUUAAGGGUUUGAGCGGCGUAGAAAACAUCUACACACAACACACACCUCUGUUGAAAGACACUUUGGACGAUCUACUGAAGGGCAAGCUACGCGAGAACCUAUACCCCGCCGUAGGAGGCGAAGACAUCUCGAGCAGGCGACCCCAGGAGGUCAUCGUGUUCGUCGUGGGGGGCGCAACGUACGAAGAGGCGUUGUGCGUUCACCAGAUAAACCGGGCGAACCCCGGCGUGAAGGUCAUCCUAGGCGGAACGACGGCUCCGAAUAUCGCUUACAAAACUUUACACGAGACGUUCAGUCUUCGUUACCGCUCAGAACCUCCCGCGUCCGCUCGACUUCGCUUCUAUAAAAAUAAACUUUCUUCGUUGCUUCUCGAAGGUUCCGAGGUUUGGACAGUCGGUGUAACGCAUCCCGUCGGGCGGGCUCUGGCGCCACGUGAAAUCGCACCGGGCUGCACUGAGGCAGUCCCGGACAGUGGCGACCGCCUCGGUCUAUAG
This is a messenger RNA of Leptosia nina, 1830 nucleotides long. The record is from the annotation of a GenBank genome assembly. NCBI's taxonomy places the organism in Eukaryota, Metazoa, Arthropoda, Insecta, Lepidoptera, Pieridae.